Messenger RNA from Aphidius gifuensis, 2619 nucleotides. RefSeq names its product G2/mitotic-specific cyclin-B. Gene Ontology annotation, molecular function: cyclin-dependent protein serine/threonine kinase regulator activity. Gene Ontology annotation, biological process: regulation of cyclin-dependent protein serine/threonine kinase activity; mitotic cell cycle phase transition. The transcript is spliced from 3 exons. Gene Ontology annotation, cellular component: cytoplasm; nucleus; cyclin-dependent protein kinase holoenzyme complex. Lineage: Eukaryota; Metazoa; Arthropoda; Insecta; Hymenoptera; Braconidae. Bases 244 to 1515 code for a protein of 423 amino acids. The record is from RefSeq and is a predicted model, not a curated record.
UUUCCCCUUCAUUCCCCUUUGCCAGCCGACAGGACCAAACAAAUUCAAAUCGUCAGAGUCGUUACGGACAAGCUGGGGCUUUUUAGUGUGUUUGGUUUGGGCAUUUGUUGAAGGAGUAAUAAGGAGAGAGAGAGAGAGAAAGAGAGAGACAGUCCAGACAAAUUAUAUACAUUUGACCAAAAAGCAAUUAAACAAUAUAUUCUGUGAUUUUGUGUGUACUCCAAUUAAUUAUUAACAACGAUCAUGGCGUUGAGAAAUCGGACUGCUAUUACGCAAAAUAUACUCAACCAGGAAAAUACAAAAAAUGUAAAGUCAACAAUAAAUCCAUUACCUGGUCAUGCACGUCGUGCAGCACUUGGUGAAAUUGGUAAUAAAGUUAAUACAGUACGUGGUGCACAACCAAUAAAAGGAUCAAGUUUAUUACCAACAGUUGAUUUAAAAAAGCCAAUAUUAAAACAACAACAACAACAAGUUAAAGUUGAUAAAGUAUCAGGACCACCAGUACAAGUUGUAAAGCCAGUUGUUAAAAAAGAUAUUGUACAAGAAAAUAUAAAAAAAAUUGAUGAUAUUAAACAGAAUGAAUAUGAACAACAAAUAUUUACUGAUGUUGAUUGCAAUAAUAAACAAAAAAAUGAAGCAUUUUCAUCGGAUUUAUUAGAAAUUCAAGAUAUCGACGAAGAAGAUAAGGGUAAUCCAAUUCUAGUCACUGUUUAUAGCAAUGAUAUUUAUGAAUAUUUAAGAAAACUUGAAAGUAUAUAUCCAAUUGAUAAAGAAUAUUUAAAUGGUCAAGAAGUAACACCUAAAAUGAGAUCUGUAUUAGUUGAUUGGCUUGUUGAGGUACAUCAACAAUUUCAUUUACUUCAAGAAACACUUUAUUUAACUGUUGCAAUUAUUGAUAGAUUUUUACAAUCAUAUAGAACAAUUAAUCGUAAAAGAUUACAGCUUGUUGGUGUAUCAUCAAUGUUUAUUGCAUGUAAAUAUGAAGAAAUGUAUGCACCAGAUAUUGGUGAUUUUGUUUAUAUUACUGAUAAUGCAUAUCACAAGACUGAAAUAUUACAAAUGGAAAUGUUAAUUGUACGUACACUUGAUUAUUCAUUUGGUCGUCCAUUGUCAUUACAUUUUUUACGUAGAUACAGUAAAGCUGGUUCAGCAAUGCCAUUACAUCAUACAAUGGCUAAAUAUUUUUUGGAACAAUGUUUAGUUAGUUAUAACAUGUGUCAUUAUUCACCAAGUCUUAUUGCUGCUGCUGCUAUUUAUCUUGCAUUUUAUCUUCUUGGUAAUGAAGAGAAAGAGGGUAGAGUUAUUUGGACACCAACAUUGGCUCAUUACAGCACUUAUACGAAAAAUGAUCUUUUACCAGUUGUCAAAGAAAUUGCAAGUAUCAUUGGAGAUGCUGAUACAAGUAAAUAUCAAGCAGUUAGAAAGAAGUUUAUCAGUUCGAAGCAUUUAAAAAUUAGCCUUCGUCCAGAACUGAGAUCACCAGUUUUACAUGCAUUAGCUAAUAACAAAGAGUAAUAAUUUAAUAUUAAAAAUAUACAAAAUAAGAUAAUUUAAAUAAAAAAACAAAAAAGAAAAAAAGGAAAAAUCCUCAUCAGCUAUUUAAAAUAAUGUUGUAUAAACAAAAAAUAUUUUUUUUCUAUUCUUACAAGUAAAUGAAAAAUUAAAAAAAAUUAAAAAAAAAAUAUUCAUAGAAUAUUUAAAGCUUGAUAAGGAUUUAAAUUUUUUCUUUCUUUUUUUUUUAAUAUAAUUUUUAAAUUUUCACGACGAUAAUCAAUUCGUUCAAUGACUAACCAACUAGCUAACUUAUAAAAAAAAAAAAAAAUUAUUUGAAAAGAGAAAAAAAAAAAAAGACAGCAAUGAUUAAUAUUUAAAAAAAAAUUAAUUUGUUUUUUCUUUUUUUAUAUGCAACAUUUGACAAACAAUUUUCUAGUAAUAUAUAUAUAUUAUACAUUUUUUUUUUUUUUUUUGCUCCAGUGAGUUUUUCUUGUUAAAUAGAUUUCAAAGUGAUAAUAUAUUGAUUUUUAUACUUGGAUUAUCUAUUACAACAUUCUUGGCUUUUUUAAAAUUAUAAUUUUUUUUUUUUAUAUAUAUUUUUUUUCUCAUUAAUUUUAUUAUAAAUAUUUUAAAUAACCAAGAAAUGAAUUUAGCUCGAACACUGCCAUUUUCAAUCCAAGUAUUUGUUGCAUCAAAAAAAUUGAAAAACAAAAAAAAAACAACAACAACAUUAACAAUCUAUUUUUUUUAUAAAUAUUAUUCUAGUAAUCAACAAUUAUAUAUAUAUUGAAUCUUAUAUUAUUAUUAACACUUUUUUCUUUUUAUCGUACAAUUUGACUUUAUAAUGUUCUAAGUGAAUGCAUAAUCGUUUUUUUUUUGUUGUUUUUUUUUUUUUUAAAUCAUUAAAUAUUUGAUAUGAUUGACGCUAGUAAAAUUCAUAUCAAUAAUUGGCAUUUUAAUGGACACCUUUUGGACGCAUGUAAUUGUCUAUGAUAACAUUAUUAUUAAUAUUUUUGUUGUCUUAAAUUUUUUUUUGUCUUGACACUCGUCUUACAAUAAUUAAACUAAUCUUAAUAGUUAAGUAAUAAAAUAAAGAUUUUUCUUGUUCAUAUACGUAUAUCUUGG